GCUGCGUAUAAACGCAGCCUCAUCAUAAACCAAUAUGGUGACUGAUAGAUUGAUCAACUGUUGACGAUCGUUAGGGAUAAUAGAAAGAAAUGUUUGAUAAUAUUGGGGUUAAUUUUCGUAUCGGAAAUGCCAGGGGGUGGUGAAAUCGAGUGAUGGACUUUAGGUGAUCGCGUGGCGUUUUGGGGAUAGAUACAGGGGGAACCAUGUGCGAUGUGUGUGCUGACUUUCACGACCUUCUGCUCUCUUACGAGGAACGUGCCUCGAAGGAGCAAGAUGACCUGGCCGCCCUUUGCAUAGGAGAUGUAGACACCAUACUCCAUUAUGUGAAUCAGUGGGUGCAAAGACAAUGCAUGUGCUGUUAUCGGGACAUUAAGAACUUUGACCGAUUCACACGGCUGACCCAGAGUGUCGUACUCUGUACAUUACAACAGUUGCAAGUUCUCCAGCAAAAUGAUAAAGUAUCCGAGGAUGGAGAGGAUGGUAGUAAGAAUGUCGGAAAUGACAAAUCAACGGCAGCAGCAACGACUACGAUGUCUACGACUAAAACGACGAUCGCGUCCGGGACGGAAGAGGAAAAAAAGGCUGACGAAGGGACAAGUUGUUCACAUCCGGAAUCCCCAAAGGGUCACCAUUGGUCCUUGCAAGAUCGAGAAAAGUUAUUUCAUCUUCUCUCGAAGAUAUUUUUACUGAAUUUUCCACUUUACAUCGCGAUGAAACAUGGCGGUGCCAUUAAUCCUUUAGCUCCUGUGAAGGACGAAGGAGGAUAUUGUGAGCCUCACGAUCCAGAAGUUCCGGCACCGUUGAUCCGUGCAGUGUCUGUAUUCUGUCAUCAAGGUGGAUUCAACUUGAUGUCUGCUUGUUUUGAUAUGGAGGAAACACUUCCCGUCGGUCUUGCUCAUUCGAUGGUUGCAGUGAUAUGCAACUUAAAGCUAUGGUUGAACUAUGGCAGUGUCAUUCAACUCUUCGUACCGCUGCGGAGCCGUGUUAUGAAGUAUAUGUGUCGGCUGGCAGAUAAAGAACUGCGUACUCCAGCUGUCAGGACAAUGGCAGAUUUUAUGUGGAGCGCAGUAAAGGAUCCAAUAGACGCAGUUCUCCCAACAUUCGAUCGUGAUGGAUUGGAUCUAGCGUUUAAAUACUUUACCAGUACUACAUUGACUAUGCGACUCGCAGGCGUCGCUCAAAUAAAUGCCCACAUUACUGCGUUCAAUGAGUUGUGCAACAGCGAAACCGUUGCUGAGGUCGAGCAAGUGGGCCACGCCCUGGCUGCUUGGCUGACGGAGAACAACAUUAUCGCUCACAUAUUUGGUCCUAACUUGCACGUUGAGGUCAUCAAGCAGAGCCACAUUGUCCUGAGCUUUCUCGCCAUGGAAGGUAGAAUCACACCGUCAGACAUGGACACCAUGUGGCAAGCAGCUCAAUUAAAACACUGCGGUCGUCCGGUAUACGAUCUUCUGGCUCCUUUGGUUAAACAUCUGGCACCUACACCCGUUUUGCAUCUGUACUCAUUGCUGGGAAAGCUUGAGCCCAAGGAUCAUACCGAGCAGAGUCUCUUCCUCGCUUCGGCUUUAAUCAAGUUCAUUUGGUCUUCGGGUGGCUCGGGGUAUCCUGGUGGAUUAGUUAUAAAAAAUAGGGAGAUCCUCAGAGGAGCUACUGGCGUAGGUGGGAGCAGUAGUAGUGACCCAAGCGGAAUGGAUGGCAGCAGCCCUGAUGAGGACGAGGAAGAACCAAGUCCAGCUCCGUCCGAAGGUCCAUCACCCAGGAAGCAGGCGAGAGGAGAUAGCAGCGAUUGCGAAGGAAAUUUCAAAGUGGAAAGUAUGGCGAGCAUACCAGUCGAGUCGAAUGUCACCGAGAUAGAUGAUCUCGUCUUGGUGAAGACCGACCGCAAUAACGACGUUCUCAAAAGUCCCACGGGAAAAUGUAUGGAGGAGCCUGGGACGAUAAAACCCGAAUCAAAAUCUGAAGCUAAAGCGGUUGAUGAGAAAGAGAAACAACAAAGCUGUUCCGAUGCGGAAGCGGAUACGGAGAAGUCGAACACUGAGGAACCAGUGGCGCGAGAGAAGAAGAAGCGGAAAGUCCUGAGAAAACGAAAAAAGCCUCAAAAACGUUCGCCUGUCUCUAGUGAGAAAACCCUGAAUAACUUAGUGAGAGAGGACGGCAAAGGCAAGCUAAAGGAAUUACCAAACGACAAAAAAAACAGACCUGAAAACGUAUCCGAGAACAUCCUAGAACCUGUAGCUCUUGACACUAGUUUUGAAGCUCAGAAAAUAGUAGACACCUUGGAUCAAGUAAAACAGCAAGCAAUGGCCAUGGAACCUAGUGAUCAGCAGGUUCCUACAACAGCCGCCCUCUUGAGAAGAGCUAGCAAGAGUAAAUACACCUCUCUCGUCGGGCACAACGUCGAGCGCACUCCAGAUUCUGCAGACAGUUCUCAUGAUGAGGAUGACAGUGACGUCACAGCGGGCGUCCUGGCGACUGCUGAAAGUACCGGUACUGUUAUGUCUGAGUUUGCCGGGUUAGCACACGUAAGCAGACCACCAUUCUUACCAUCUGUUCUCGACGAGAUGCUCUCCGACGAGGAAGGCUCCUAUAGCAGCAGAAUAUCAAAUAAAAGUGAAAAGAACAUGGCAGACUUCGACGGAGAGGAAAGUGGCUGUGAGGAAGAGUUAGCUCAAUUAGCAGCACGUCAUCUUACCGCCAUACAGAUGCAGACUUAUCAUUCUCAUCAUUCACACCCUGCAAUGACUAUCAGGAGGUCAGUAUGUCGACCUCCACAGGUCAGAAGUAUUAGACAGACAGUGGCUAGACUUACGUCUCAAUUCAAUCUAGAAACUGUCUGUAAGCCAGGAAACACCUUACUAUGGGACCUUCUUCAAGAUGAGAAAAUUGGUCAACUCAGCGAAGGAUUAGCUCUCGAAGCAGAAAAGGCAUUGUGCAAUCUUCUCUGUUUCAAUAUCGAUAGGUUAAUUCCCAUGAAGUUCAUCGAAGGCUGUUUAGAAAAUUUAGCAGCAAAUAGAUCUGUAGUGGUGUCCUUGAGACUUCUUCCAAAAUUGCUGGCUAGUUUUCAGCAAUUUGGUGCAAUGGAUGCGCACACUAUAACAACCUGGGCUGAUCGUGAACGAGGAAUGAUGAAGCACUUCUUCAAUAAUCUCAAGACAUAUGCAAAUACUGGACCUAGGACAAAUUUGUAUUCGCAUCAAACCGAAGUACAAGUUAGACUACAAUUUCUAUCUUCAAUAUUCUCUCCUCUGGGCUCACCUGACUGCUUUCGAUUAAGCUUGGAACAAGUUGAUAUCUUGUGGCAAUGUUUAUCUCAGGAUUCUACCUGUGCCGAUGAACUUUUCAGCUGGUUACUAAGCCAGGCUAAAUCUACAGAGCAACAUGCUUUAGGAAUGGACACCUUGAAGCAUCUUUGCAUGCGAAAGUUACCAAGUCUACCACCAGAAACAAUAAGUAUGACAGGACUCAGUCUUUUCCAGCAGUUGUGUAAUCUGGCGAGGUUAGCUGCAGCUCAUCUUGACAGACCACUUCGAGAUGUAGACACAGUUGGCAUGGAUUUUCUCUGGAGGAUUGCUCUAAGAGCAAAAAGUACAGAUGUCAGUAUGGCAGCAAUACAAUAUUUAAAUGGAUAUUACAUGUCAAGACAAUUGACACAGGAAGCGGAAUUUGUUUCGCAAUGUAUGACUCACUUGGCAGCUGCAAGUGCUGAUCUGGAGAACAACGAAGAGGCUAGUUUACGCUGUAUACAACGAGCUUUGCUCCUAUUGCGGACGCAUCUCGAAGCUUUUCGAAAACGUUACGCGUACCAUUUGCGAAGGUGGGCGUUGGAAGGUAGAGGAGCCGGAAGUCACGUAGCUAUGAAUACUUCCGAAAAGGGACAACAGUUGAGGAUACUUGUACAACCAGCAGGAAUUCCUGAGAAGACUAGUUUUACUUUAUUCAGCACUGAUUACAUAGCUGAUCUACGUGCUGAAGUAGCUAAGUGGUGGGAUGAUAGGCAAAACAAUCAAGAGAAGGCUUCCGGGGGCUCUGUUACAUCCGGUAGCAACGGAGGCUCAGUUUUAGGAUCCUUGCUAAGUGAUGGACCAAUUAGAAUGAUCACUCAAGGACAAGAGCUAACAAUAGACUUCGAUGAGAAGACUCUUCAAGAGAUGGGUUUCAAGGAUAGUCAACUGGUGUUCAUCUCUCUGGGUGCAGGAAGAGGAAGCGCCGGUGGUGGAAGCGGAAGUCGUUGUGGCAAACGAGACAUAGAUUCGCCGUCUCUACUACCUCCACCACCGAGGGAGUCCUUACCGACUCUCCUACUCCUAAGACCACAAUACUUUGAGCAGCUAUUCACCCUGAUGAGAACUCUUAGUGCCAUGAAGACUACUGUUAAAGGUGGUCAGGAGAUACCACAUACAAAGGCUCAGGUACUCUCUCGUAGAGUAUGGGAUACGCUCACAUUACUUCCCACCAGCCCUACGCUGCUCAGGGGCUUCCAAAAGCUUGGCGAAGCAUCACUUCCGGAAUUACUAGACCCUGCUAGUCCCCAAAAGCUUAUGUACUCCCUUUACAUAGUAGAAUCUCUCAGCAGACGAACAUCCUCUACUCAGGUGACAUCAACGAGUUCCGUAACCAUUACUCCUGUUCACGAAGGUGGUGGGGAUGCUGAAGACAAUCACGAGGAUAAAGAAAAAGAAGUACCCUGGUCCACUCUCUUUGUUCAACAUGGUGGACUGCGUCAUCUCUUUGACAUCUUCAUGUCAGGUUGUCUUGAACGUGGAGAUGGUAGUGAAUGGCAGCAGGAUUGCCUUGCUAGUCUUUUGAAACAACUCUGCCACCUAGGUGUUGUUAAGGAAGAAAGGAAGAGGAAUAAAGCUGAUAAGCUUCUGGUUCCGCGGCUGAGUGAAGCGAUGCUCGCCAUGAUGGAUGUAGACACUGUUAUGCCUCGAAUCACCAGUAUUUUGAAUAAGGCUUCGCUGCCACGAGAUCCAAAUCAUUAUAAGACUGGCCUCUUUGGAAGGUCACAGGUGAUACACUAUGCCAUGGCGCUUCUUGUUUGUUGGGUCCAUAGCGACCUGGCUGCUAGACAAUCUCUUUUCUCAUCUUCGGAACCCUUUGGAAAAACUUGGCUUCGCAGACUUGUCCUGGAGGAUCCAGAACCAGCAGUCCGAAGAGAAGUCUGUACUGCACUUUACAGACUAUGUCUAGGAAGUACUGGACCCGAUGAUCCUUCCUCUGAUACUUCAAGCUUGAUCGUACCAAUGCUCAAUACUCUCCUGGAGGAUCUCGUCGUCGCUGAAGCUAUGCAACCUUCGCAUCAUAAACCUGACCUUCCGUUACAUCUACAUCCAGCACUAGAAGAAGGUAAAGAACCUUAUGGACCAGCUUGUCGAGAUUACUUUUGGCUUGUAUGUCGACUCGUUGAUUCUCUUCCUGAAGACGUGAUCAAGGAAGGCUUAGAAGAGGCCUCAGGGUCUACGAUAGACCUUGAAGCACUUGCCAUUAGAGUAAUAGAAUCUGUGCUGAGCAGACAACACUUGGAGACACGACAUAAUACCGUUGAAGAUGAUGGACUUGUUGGAUUGCUUAAUUUAACAUGUAACAUUAUGACGCAUAAUCCUCCUUGUAAGCAGAGCAAGAUCGGUCAGAAUCUUCUUCUGGAGGUCUUCGAUUUUCUCUUUGCACUGCCAAACCCAAGAAUGAAACAUGUUCCAAAGUGUAAGAGUCAAGUAUCCAGAUCAGCUGCAUUUGAUCUUCUUGUCGAGCUGGUUAAAUCUGCUCCUGAUAACUAUAGGAUUCUGCACGAGAAGCUAUUGUCUCAGCACAGACCCGGUCCACAUUCUCCUUAUCCCUGGGAUUACUGGCCUCACGAAGAUGGUCGCUCUGAUUGUGGUUAUGUCGGCCUCACAAAUCUUGGUGCAACAUGCUACAUGGCUAGUUGCAUGCAACAUCUUUACAUGAUGCCCCAAGCGCGAAUCUCAAUCCUGGGUGCAGACUGCAACGGUGCGAAUAAGCAUCAGCUGACAUUACGUGAGCUCCAGAGGAUGUUCGCCUACCUCCUGGAAUCCGAGAGGAAAGCUUACAAUCCACGAAGCUUUUGUCGUGUAUACACAAUGGACCACGAACCUUUGAAUACUGGCGAACAGAAGGACAUGGCUGAAUUCUUCAUCGACCUAGUGUCCAAACUCGAAGAGAUGACGAGUGACCUGAAGAAUCUCGUGAAGACCCUCUUCUGCGGUGUAAUAUCAAACAACGUCGUGUCAUUAGAUUGCGAACACGUCAGUAGAACCCUGGAGGAAUUUUACACGGUGCGUUGUCAAGUGGCCGACAUGCGCAAUUUGUACGAAAGUCUUGAUGAAGUUACCGUCAAGGAUACCCUGGAAGGCGAUAACAUGUACACCUGUUCACAGUGUGGUAAGAAAGCCAGGGCCGAGAAGCGGGCUUGCUUUAAAAAACUGCCACAUAUUUUAUGCUUCAACACAAUGCGAUAUACUUUUAAUAUGGUGACCAUGCUCAAGGAGAAAGUUAACACGCACUUUAGUUUCCCAUUGCGACUCGAUAUGUCUGGCUACGUCGAGAAGAAAUUAAUGCCUCAACAUUACCAAGAAGAGAAGAAAGCCUCGGAGAGGAGGAAGUCUGAAGGAGAAGGUUCUCAAGGUACUUCGAGUUCCCGUAGCUUUUCAAUGGACGACAGAGAAGAAAUGGAGCAUUAUCAGUAUGAUUUAAUUGGAGUGACAGUGCAUACAGGAACAGCUGAUGGCGGACAUUACUACAGCUUCAUUAGGGACCGCACUUCACCUAACAAGGACAAAUGGUUCCUCUUCAAUGAUGCGGAGGUCAAGCCUUUUGACCCUAAUCAAAUAGCAGCUGAAUGUUUUGGUGGCGAAAUGACUAGUAAGACCUAUGACUCGGUUACUGAUAAAUUUAUGGACUUCAGUUUUGAAAAAACAAACUCGGCAUACAUGCUCUUCUAUGAGUGGUGCGCUGAUCCCGGCGAUCAGCCCAAGGAGGAGGAAGCGACAGUAUCCAGUCUUAUGGAUCCUACAAGAACACACAGUCUACAGUCACAUCAGAUGGCCAAUAAGCUACCACCUUUGGAACUGAAUAAAGAACUUGAAGAUUGGAUAUGGCAGGACAACAUGCAUUUCCUGCAGGACAAGAAUAUAUUUGAGCAUACGUACUUUAGUUUCAUGUGGCAGAUUUGUGGAUACAUCCCACAGACGCUUCUGUCUAUGCAACCGGAUAUUACAGAAAUGUCUGCAGAACUUUCAACUUCCUUUUUUAUGGAAACUUUCAUUCACGCUAAGGAAAAGCCAACUAUGGUGCAGUGGGUUGAACUUUUGACAAAACAAUUCAAUGGAUCUGCAGGUGCCUGUGCUAGGUUCCUGGAGAGAAUGGCUGGUGACUCCUGGUGGCCAAUACAAAUUCUAGUCAAAUGUCCGAAUCAGAUGGUUAGACAAAUGUUUCAGAGACUGUGUAUUCACGUGAUACAGAGAUUGCGAGCUACUCAAGCUCCACUUUACCUAGUAUGCGAUCCGGAAAAUGACCUCAGUACCGUUGGCACUCAAUCCUGUGUCACGAGAUUCGUCAGAAUGUUAUUAUCGCUGAUGGAGCAUGCUAAGCAGCACCUUAAACACCUCACCGAAUACUUCAGCUUCCUGUAUGAGUUCAGUAAGAUGGGAGAAGAGGAGACUCUUUUCCUGAUUCAAGUCCAAGCCAUAUCGACUAUGGUGAACUUUUACCUAGGUCACAAAACUCAUGAGUUUGUCGAUGCAGUCAGUGAAGAGGAGGAAGAGGAAGAGGUCCUGGCUGUGGCUACGGAGAAAUUAAGACCUGCAUCCUUGGAUAAAAUGAUUACCUUAAUAGCUACCCUCGUUGAACGAAGCAGAGGUCCUGAUCACAGAUUGACUCUAUCACCAGCCGAUCUAAAUGCUGUUGCCGGUGGCAAAGGAUUCCCGUUCCUUUAUCAGCAAACCAGAGACGUUAUAAACUUAAAUCAAACUCGCAAUCUCAUUCAGAGUCUUUGCCGUUGGAAUGAUAGGCUUGCCGUACACAUUGUGACUAUGAUAUUCCAAGCGAUCACGAAGCACACAGAUGUAUGCCAGGCAUUCUUCAAGCUCCUGACCUUACUCACCGAAGGUUCAGGUCCUAGUGGAUUACCCUGUAUGACACAAUUAGUUCUUGGCCGUGUCUGGGAGGCAGCAAGGGUAGCACCACACGGAGCCUUAGAAUGGUUGGCCUUAGCCGUUACUAGAAGCAAGCUCGCGCAUGCUUGGGUUCUUCAAGGACUCGACACAUGGCUCCAACACUUCCUUCUUGAACACUCCAAUCAGAGAGUUCGUUCCGCUGCUGCUUUUCUUUUAGUAUCCUUAGUUCCUUCGACCCACUUCCGACAGGGUUAUCGUAGUGCACAUAGAUUGGGACUAGGAUGUAACUCUUCUAGAGAAUUACAACUUUCGCCUGAAGCUACCUUGAUAUUGCAUCAGGUAUAUACGGCUCUAUUGAGGCUCUUGCAACCUGCGAGACAUUAUAUAGACAUUCAGACGCAUGGUACGAUGAAACUUACUGCCUACUUUGCGUUGCUUACUUACUGCGUCAUUUCCAAGACUGAAAAACUCAUGUUCGGACAAUAUUUGAACGAUCUUUGGACACUUUUCCAUCCAAAAUUAUCAGAACCGAGUAUCCCGGUUCAUCACAAUAAGCAGGCUGUUUUGCUCUUUUGGUAUCACGUCUGCUCGGACUGUCCUGAGAAUGUAGCAAUGAUACUUCACAAUUCACAUAUAACCAAGAAUAUAGCAUUUAAUUACAUACUAGCUGAUCACGAGGACCAGGACGUCGUACUCUUUAACAGAGUUAUGCUACCGGCAUAUUAUGGCCUCUUGAGACUUUGCUGUCAACAAUCACGUACAUUUACCAGACAAUUAGCUGGACAUCAGAACAUUCAGUGGGCUUUCAAAAAUAUUACACCGCAUCCUACUCAAUAUUCGACUGCUGUCGACGAGCUCUUUAAACUGAUGCAACUAUUAGUUGCAAGACACCCUGAUCAGACGGCAGAGGAUGAAGCAGAAAUUGCAUCCUUCAGGAGAGGAACUCUCUCAUCUUAUUUGCAAGGACUAGAUGGACGUUCUUGUUGGGCCACCCUUAUAUCCGCCUUCAGAAUUCUUAUUGAAUCAGAUGACGAUCGACUAUAUGUAGUCUACAAUGGCGGCUUGAGCAUGGCGUUAGAGGCAUUUCAUAUGUUGCACAUAAUGUAUCAUGAAGCGACUGCGUGUCACGUAGCAGGAGACCUAGCAGAAUUGAUAGCCAUUAUCGUGGAACUAGUGCGCUGUAUUAGAACAGCUCGAGAUGGUCCAGACGCUAGGAACAUUCUGGCCCAGUGCAAAGAAUGGCCGGAUGUCUUACGUAAAUUAGCAACUCUCUUGAACACCUAUAACCCACCGGAUAUGCGCAAUUUGGCUAUAGACCUCUUAAAGGAACUGGUGAUGCUAGUACCUGCCGAGGCGAUACUCAUCUUAGCGCCGUUAUUAUCACACUGCCACGCGGCUCUUCAAGAAUCUCACGCGGCCGUUCCACCUGGACCAUAUCUCCCAAGACGUUCUACGCCUCCAGGGAAAAUGGCUUCCAGACCUGCCAGACCUAUGGUACAGAUGGCUGUUCCACAUUCUCAACUGGAAGCAUCGAAGGGCAUUGACCCCGAGUACGAUAGUGCUCUUCUUGAAUUUUAUUUGCCUUAUCACGAAUUAAUAGACGUCAUGUGUCGAUUAGCUAUCAAUAACGAUUGUAUGACUGACACGCUGGUCAACCUAAGUGCCAUGCUAGGGUUUGAAGGCGUCCCUUUACAUCUGGCGCUGUUUCCAAGACUCUGGUUGGAUGUUCACGCUGCUACGCACAUCGAUAGGAAACACAUAGCUGCCCUACUGUGCUCUUCGUACACAGUAGAUUAUGUCGACGCCGUACUCUUGGACGAGAGGUCGUCUUUAGGUGUUCCUGCAAUUCACGCCUUUCUCAAGACAUUCUUCCCCAAGUUGGCGAGUCACGUCCUCACGGAACAGACGUGCUCGUUAAUUGACAACCUUGUGAACUCGUUAACCGGCAUGGUAGACGUCGUGGACAUUCAAGCCGGUGCUCAUAGGUUAACGGGUAAUCUAAGAGCCCUGACCCUUGUCUACAGCAGCGGUACACGAUUGAAGCCACCUGCAACUCUUCAAGCAGCUCUAGAUACUCUCCUCUCUCGGACAAGAACCGCUAGACUGAAGGAAUCUUCUCAGCAGGAAAUAGAAGCGCCUUCAAAGAAACGAAAGUUCAAUACCACGGAAGAAAUCGAGCAAGACGAGAAGAAUUUAUUACCACAGCCUGAGGAAUCCGAGGAGGAGAAGCAAUGCUCUCAAAUGGAAAUAGAAGAGAAGACGAAGGGUGAGAAGAGUGACUCGAAGUCAACUGAAUCAGCUGGCGAAGAAGCUGAAGAUGGUAUCAAGGCGACGAAGGCGAUGGACGCGAGCGGCACCGCGUCGAUAUCCCCGACGCUCGUCGCAGCUACGACUACAGGAAGUUGCGCAAAUCAACUGCGCUGUAGCCUGACUAACGUCUCUUGGCUCGAGAUGCUGGAGAAGACGAUCGUUAAUCUCCAAGUGAUCGUGCAGUUACAAUUGAAGAACACUUAAGACUACUUUUGAACAGUUAGUCAGAUGCUUUCGAGGAGUGCUUUUAUCGCCGCGGCAUGUAAUACGGGAGAGAGAUAUAAAAAGAGGGCUCGCACAUUGUUGUUAUGCUACGACAAGGCCGCCAUUUAUUUCGCAUAGGACUUUUACCAAAGACUUUGAUAAAUUCGCGUUCGGAUAAAGACAUAGAAUGAGAGAGAGAAAAAGAGAGAAAUAUGAAAAGAGAACAAUCCCUUUUGCUAUAUAAACGCGAAUUCAAUUUCAAAGAUGUCUUUUGCGUUGUGGCUCGUCCCUCGAUGAGGCGUCGUCAAAUUAACUCGCAUUGAGUUUCUAUCGUUGGAUGAAGUACAUAGACUGACUUUAUUUACUCUUCUGAACAUACUUUCUGUAUGUCGUUAGAUGAAAGCGCGACAUGUCAAAUCCUCUUUGACAGUGCUAUAAAUAAGUCGAAUUCUUUCCUGGACAUUACCGUAAUAUCAUUAUAUCCAAUUCAUUUUUUCCUCUAAUGACAAAAAUACACGGUUAGGAAGGUUCGCCGUCUCGUGCAAUGUGCCUGAACGUGUGUCUAAAGUUCACCCUCCUCUUUGUUGUAUGUAUAUUCUUUGUACUUUUCUUUUAUGCUUAUACCUAGAUUUUAAGGCAAUCUCUUGAACCACUGCUAAUUAGUAUAUGCUCUUAGAACUGUGCACUGUUCUGCCUGACGCAGUAUACGAGAGAAAAUGCCGCUGCGAAAUGCUUUUCUUGCGCUUCUAAUAAUUAUUGCAAUUCGUUCUUAUUCUGCAUCUUGUACUACAUGCCGCGUAGAAAGGAGGGAGAGAGAGAGAAAGAAAGUAUGCGUGUGUGUGUGGGGAGGGUGGUAGUAUGCGUGAGAAAGCACACACGUGCAUAAUUAAAGUCUCAUUUUUAUUACUGCGUGGCUUAUCUGAGCCAGAGGAGAGUCAAACGGGCACAAAAAUUACACAAAAAUCUUAGCUUCCGGAUUAGCAGAUUCUCAAUAGUCAUACGAAUUUAUCAUAUCUACAUUUUCUUUUCGUAAAUGAAUUCCCAUCUGUCGGAUACAGUGUCGUUGAACUGUCUUUUAUUCUUAAAGUGUUUCUUUUUUUUUCUACAUUGCGACAGGCCUGACGGUAGUCGUCAAAGGUCUUUGAUUGUAGAUCUUUAAAAAUCAUACGAUACCGUCAUUUUUCUUUUAAUUUAUUCCACGUCGUUUAUCCUCGUAGAGAAUUGAUGGCUAAAUGAAAUGGAAAGAGAAUUAUCGUUUGACAGUGAGAAUAAAGCGCGAAACGAAGCGGCCGAUAUGUAUGAAAUGUAUGUGCUCCUCUUAAUCGAAAAGUCGAAGGAAAUAUUUGAUUUUGAAUAAAAGAUUUUUUCUAUUUACAAACAGUGUAUUUGUACACGCACCACACGUUAUUUUAUGCGAUUGAACGGAACACAAGGGAUAGGAUGAAUAUAAGAGGAAGUGAGUAGACCGAUAUUAGAUAUUAAGGAUAAAUCGAUGGAGACGAGAGAGAUGAAAAAUAUGAAAUUAAGAAUCGGGAUUAUGAGAUAUUAUUAAUGUUUUACUAUUCGUUUUUUUAACGUAAACCAAAAGGUUAAUGAAAUCGUAACGACACUGUCGGACGUUUUCAGAUUUUCAUAAUGGAGCCACGUGGAUGCUCAACGUGAUGACAACUAACAUACAAUAAAAGACACUUUGGGGAAUUAUUCCGGCGUAAUCCUAUGUAGUUAAUGCUACUUCCAUUGAAGAAAGUCCUGUUGUUUUUAUUAUCAUCAAUCCUCCAGUAGUUCUGCGCGAAUUUGGUCAACGUGGCGAUCGUUCGUAAGUGAAUGUUCUCGACGGAUUUUGAAUUCCUUGUGUGAGUACCCACUUUUACGAAUGCAUUAACACUAUUAUAAUGUAUAGUUUUCGAGCAAACGUUCAAUAAAUCCCAUUGAUUUUAA
This is a messenger RNA of Cephus cinctus (wheat stem sawfly), 12581 nucleotides long. RefSeq names its product ubiquitin carboxyl-terminal hydrolase 34 (gene puf). Gene Ontology annotation, cellular component: cytosol; nucleus. Bases 204 to 10643 code for a protein of 3479 amino acids. Lineage: Eukaryota; Metazoa; Arthropoda; Insecta; Hymenoptera; Cephidae. The transcript has 12 exons. The record is from RefSeq and is a predicted model, not a curated record. Gene Ontology annotation, biological process: protein deubiquitination. Gene Ontology annotation, molecular function: cysteine-type deubiquitinase activity; cysteine-type endopeptidase activity.